AUGCACCAACCAUCCACGGCCUCCUUCUUCCCUACUGCGAAGGAGUUAUCAAGUGGUAUUCAAUGGUUUAAAGACCAUCCAGUACUUGCUGCUGUGGCUGCUACUGCUGUAUCUAUGAUUACGUAUCUCAAUGCCCUCGAAUUAGCGGAAGCAGACGUUCAAGGUGUGGACGAUGAGGUGACUUCUCCUCCUCGUCCUUCUUCUUCUUCUUCUACUACUGCUUCUCCUCCUCCUCCUCCUGCUGCUACUGUUAUGACCAAGAAACAGAGAAAAGCUACACCAAAUCGACGAAAAGGAUUGUCUGGAGCACCCAGUGAUGGUAAACUAUCAGCUGCUGUGAGUUGGUGUGAUGAACAUGGCGGUAGUUUAACACAGGUGUUUGAGAAUGAUCCACCCACGUCUCCUGGUCAAGGAAAACGCUUGGACGACAGUGACGAUGAAGCAUGUGAUGACGUAGCUAAGAGUUUUCUGGAUGCUUUUCAACAACAUCGAGUCACACUUGCCAGUGGAUUACACAAGAGCGUAACGACGCAACAACUAGAUGCAGUAGCGGCAAUUGCUGCGGCAGUAAAUGACUCGGAGGUGGAAGUUGUGCAGGCAGACAGCCCGCAGUGGGGCUGGUACGUUCCAAUCACACCACCUCAGGAUCAGUUGCACUUGCCAACUGGACGUGAUUCACAGGUUGUAACGAGCUCUUCAAUGACACAAACAACGGAUACUGACGUUGAGAAAUCAUGA
Messenger RNA from Peronospora belbahrii, 738 nucleotides. Lineage: Eukaryota; Oomycota; Peronosporomycetes; Peronosporales; Peronosporaceae. The record is from the annotation of a GenBank genome assembly.